This is a messenger RNA of Mucor velutinosus, 447 nucleotides long. RefSeq lists its product as uncharacterized. Gene Ontology annotation, molecular function: protein heterodimerization activity. The transcript is spliced from 3 exons. The record is from RefSeq and is a predicted model, not a curated record. Gene Ontology annotation, biological process: transcription initiation at RNA polymerase II promoter. Gene Ontology annotation, cellular component: transcription factor TFIID complex. The coding region runs from base 1 to 447 and encodes 148 amino acids. Lineage: Eukaryota; Fungi; Mucoromycota; Mucoromycetes; Mucorales; Mucoraceae.
AUGCAGAAUAAACGUACCUUCAGUGGCGACUUUACAUUUGAAGUGAACGAGAAGGUUGUCUCUAUAGUAGCUAAAGAAACUGGCUUUCAAGGCAUUGAACCACAAGCACUGGAAGCGCUUUCAAGCCUACUAGAUUCAUACUUGGACAAGAUGCUAUCCUCUGCUCACCGAUUUGCAGAGCUGGGCAAUAGGGCAAAACCAAAUAUACAUGAUAUCACUCGAUCACUAGAAAACGCUGGCGUAGAGAUAUCCAAUUUCAAAGAGUACCUCAACACCAAAGUAAACGAUACAAAGACAGCUAAAUUAAAGAAAAAGUACUUCAAGACACAAAAGACAACAUCCACACUAGAGACAAUACCGAAUUUCCUGCCAUCCGAUAAUGAAGAUUCAGAAGAUGAAGCAGAGGAUCACACAACAGAAGGCGGUAUGCCUACCUAUGUGAAGUAG